AUGCACAGUCACCAACAUUUCACACGUUCCAAAACUAAAUCUAAUCAUCCUUCUAAAGAAUCCACAAUUUCAUCAUCAAUUAAUCAACUUCGUGAUUCAUUUUCGAUGGCAAGUUCUUUCACAAAAGCUGAAGAUUCAGCCGAAUCAAAUGGUGAUCAUAUACUGAAUCCUGAACUACACUCUCAUUUUGGUACACAACAUCAAACUACGGAACCAAAAUCAUUACCAUCUCAUUAUUCUUUGAAACCAUCACCGGCACGACUUUCGCAUGAAUCUGGUCAAUUAUUACAAAAUGAAGUUGAUCGUCUGAAAGCUGAAUUACAGAUGUUGAAAUCUUCUCCUCAAUCAUUAAUCAAUCAAAUAAAUCCUUCGAAUCUUCAAUCAACCAUAUCAUGUCCAACGAAUGUUUCGACACAAUCGUCUACAAUCACUUCAACUAUUCCAUCAAUUCAAUAUGUUAUUAAUAUUGAUCCAUUACAACAAAUGAAAGAUGUUAAUCUCUCUAAUCGAAUCAAAUCUAUUUUAGCACAACCCAAUCAAUAUCCUCAUGAAAUUUUCGAUGAUGGCAUCCUGUACAAAGUGAUUAAUCGAAUUGAUGGGUCUAUCAUACAAUUACCAUGGUUACCAGCAUCAUUAAUUCCACAUGUUUUAUUUGUAUAUCACGAUCAUCCAAUGAGUGGUCACUUUGGUGUCACUCGACCAUUUCACAAAGUUCGAGAACAAUUCUUUUUCCCUCGCAUGUAUGAUCAUAUUAAAUGA
Molecule: messenger RNA, 759 nt
Organism: Rotaria sp. Silwood2
Lineage: Eukaryota; Metazoa; Rotifera; Eurotatoria; Philodinida; Philodinidae
Source: the annotation of a GenBank genome assembly